Messenger RNA from Peromyscus eremicus (cactus mouse), 2064 nucleotides. RefSeq names its product EYA transcriptional coactivator and phosphatase 1 (gene Eya1). Gene Ontology annotation, biological process: multicellular organism development; positive regulation of DNA repair; cell differentiation. Lineage: Eukaryota; Metazoa; Chordata; Mammalia; Rodentia; Cricetidae. The transcript has 17 exons. The record is from RefSeq and is a predicted model, not a curated record. Bases 52 to 1830 code for a protein of 592 amino acids. Gene Ontology annotation, cellular component: nucleus. Gene Ontology annotation, molecular function: protein tyrosine phosphatase activity.
CAAACACCCCACACCGGUUCCGAUGUUGCUCCUUCCUCACGCUGCAGGUCUAUGGAAAUGCAGGAUCUAACCAGCCCGCAUAACCGACUGAGUGGUAGUAGCGAAUCCCCCAGUGGUCCCAAACUCGAUAGCUCUCAUAUAAAUAGCACUUCCAUGACUCCCAAUGGCACGGAAGUUAAAACAGAGCCAAUGAGCAGCAGUGAAAUAGCUUCAACAGCAGCAGACGGGUCUUUAGACAGUUUCUCAGGUUCAGCUCUCGGGAGCAGCAGCUUUAGUCCAAGACCAGCUCACCCAUUCUCUCCACCACAGAUUUAUCCUUCCAACAGACCAUACCCACAUAUUCUCCCUACCCCUUCCUCACAAACUAUGGCUGCAUAUGGGCAAACACAGUUUACCACAGGAAUGCAACAAGCCACAGCCUACGCCACGUACCCACAGCCAGGACAGCCCUAUGGAAUUUCCUCCUAUGGUGCAUUGUGGGCAGGCAUCAAGACGGAAGGAGGAUUGUCACAGUCUCAGUCACCUGGACAGACAGGAUUUCUCAGCUAUGGCACCAGCUUUGGUACCCCUCAACCUGGACAGGCACCAUACAGCUACCAGAUGCAAGGUAGCAGUUUUACCACAUCAUCAGGAUUAUAUGCAGGAAAUAAUUCACUCACCAAUUCCUCUGGAUUUAACAGUUCGCAGCAGGACUAUCCAUCUUACCCCGGCUUUGGCCAGGGUCAGUAUGCCCAGUAUUAUAACAGCUCCCCGUAUCCAGCACACUAUAUGACAAGCAGCAACGCCAGCCCAACAACACCAUCGACCAACGCCACUUACCAACUCCAAGAACCACCUUCUGGCAUCACAAGUCAGGCGGUCACAGACCCCACAGCAGAGUACAGUACGAUCCACAGCCCUUCAACGCCCAUUAAAGAUUCUGAUUCUGAUCGACUGCGUCGAGGUUCAGAUGGGAAGUCACGUGGCCGAGGCAGAAGAAAUAAUAAUCCCUCACCUCCUCCGGAUUCUGAUCUUGAGAGAGUGUUCAUCUGGGACUUGGACGAGACAAUCAUAGUUUUCCAUUCCUUGCUCACGGGGUCCUAUGCCAACAGAUACGGGAGGGACCCACCUACUUCUGUUUCCCUGGGGCUGCGAAUGGAGGAGAUGAUCUUUAACUUGGCAGACACACAUCUGUUUUUCAAUGACCUGGAGGAAUGUGACCAAGUCCAUAUAGAUGAUGUUUCAUCAGAUGACAAUGGCCAGGACCUGAGCACGUACAACUUCGGGACAGAUGGCUUUCCUGCUGCCGCCACCAGCGCUAAUUUGUGCCUGGCCACUGGUGUCCGAGGCGGUGUGGACUGGAUGAGAAAGCUGGCCUUCCGCUACAGACGUGUAAAAGAAAUCUACAACACCUACAAAAACAAUGUGGGAGGUCUGCUCGGCCCAGCUAAGAGGGAAGCCUGGAUCCAGCUGAGGGCCGAGAUAGAAGCGCUCACAGACUCCUGGCUGACCCUGGCCCUGAAGGCCCUCUCCCUCAUCCACUCCCGGACGAACUGUGUGAAUAUUUUAGUAACGACGACCCAGCUCAUCCCGGCGUUGGCGAAAGUCCUGCUGUAUGGGUUAGGAAUUGUGUUUCCAAUAGAGAAUAUUUAUAGUGCGACUAAAAUAGGAAAGGAGAGCUGUUUCGAGAGGAUAAUCCAAAGGUUUGGAAGGAAAGUGGUGUAUGUUGUCAUAGGAGAUGGUGUGGAAGAAGAGCAAGGGGCAAAAAAGCAUGCUAUGCCCUUCUGGAGGGUCUCCAGUCACUCGGACCUCAUGGCCCUGCAUCAUGCCUUGGAAUUAGAGUACCUGUAACAGCCUCGUGCCAAUUUGACACUGCGCAACUGCCCUGUGGCCAGAGACAAUCCAGCAGGCCUCAGUCUUGUGUCAGUGCUGGACUGUGGAAUGUACCAAUCUCAACAUAUGGAUGAAUGGCUGCUGUGGUCUUGACUGCUCCCCUCCAGGUUAAUGGAGGACCAUGUGUAUUUCUUCAGAACAGCUGUUGACUCUAGUACUGUGAAUCCAAUGAAAAUAAGCCAUGAGAAUGUU